UCUUCUCGGUCCCCAGACCACCACUUCUAUGACGAGUCCAAGCCCUUCACUUGCCUGGACGGCUCGGCCACCAUCCCCUCGGAUCAGGUCAACGACGAUUACUGUGACUGCCAGGAUGGCUCCGACGAGCCCGGCACGGCCGCCUGUCCUAACGGCAGCUUCCACUGCACCAACACUGGCUAUAAGCCCCUGUACAUCCCCUCCAGCCGAGUCAACGAUGGAAUUUGUGACUGCUGUGACGGGACGGAUGAAUACAACAGCGGCAUCAUCUGCGAGAACACCUGCAAAGAGAAGGGCAGGAAGGAGAGGGAGACGCUGCAGCAGAUGGCCGAGGUCACCCGGGAGGGCUUCCGCCUGAAGAAGAUCUUCAUUGAGGACUGGAAGAAGGCCCGGGAGGAGAAGGAGAAAAAGCUCACUGAGCUGCAGGAGGGAAAGAAGUCCCUGGAGGACCAGGUGGAGAUGCUGCGGAUGGUGAAGGAGGAGGCCGAGAAGCCGGAGAAGGAGGCCAAGGAGCAGCACCGGAAGCGGUGGGAAGAGCAGCAGGCCGCCUCCAAGGCCCAGCAGGAGCAGGAGCUGGCAGCGGGCGCCUUCCAGGAGCUAGAUGACGACGCAGAUGGGAUGGUCACAGUGGCCGAACUGCAGACCCACCCGGAGCUGGACACGGAUGGGGACGGGGUGCUCUCCGAAGGGGAAGCCCAGGCCCUCCUUGGAGGGGACUCACAGACAGACGCCAGCACCUUUUAUGACCGCAUCUGGUCCGCCAUCAGGGACAAGUACCAGUCUGAGGUGCUGCCCACUGACUUGCCAGCACCUACCACUGACCCUGCGGAGCCCACAGAAGGGCAGCUGCCCCCAGUGCCUUCACCCACGGAAGAGGAGGAGGAGGAGGAAGAGGCUGCUGAGGAGGAGGAAGAAGAGGAGGAGGAGGAGCUCGAGGUGCAGGGAGGGCAGCCCAAGGAAGCCCUGCCCCCUCAGGUGCCCCCCCAGGCAGCCAGCCCCCCAGAGGAGGACAAGCUGCCGCCCUAUGACGAGCAGACGCAAGCUUUCAUAGACGGUGAGGCUGCGGGGCGGGGCCACUGCGCUCACCUCUCCUGCUCCCUAAGCAAUCUCCCUGCCUCCACUGACUGGCAGCGGUCCCUGGUCCAGGCUCCACCAUGCCUGCUGGUGGCUGGGUGUCGGGGGGCGGGGAUGGUUCUGGCACCCCGCCUAGCAGCCCAGGGACCCUCCUGCCUCCCUAUGGGCUGCAGCUGUUUUGCCACCAUCAGAAGGCAAGGGUGCCCCUUCAAGCUCGUCUCUCAGAAACCCAAACUCGGAGGCUCCCCCACCAACCUUGGUACGUGGGGCGCCUGGGCCGGACCCGACCACGACAAGUUUAGUGCCAUGAAGUAUGAACAGGGCACAGGCUGUUGGCAGGGCCCCAACCGCUCCACCACUGUACGGCUCCUAUGUGGGAAGGAGACAGUGGUGACCAGCACCACAGAGCCCAGCCGCUGCGAGUACCUGAUGGAGCUGACGACGCCGGCCGCCUGCCCUGAACCGCCACCCGAGCUGCCCACCGACAGUGACCACGACGAGCUCUAGCCAGCCCCGAGCCGAGAACCUCAGGGUCUGACCCGCAGGCUGACCCCCAGCCCUCAUGACAGACCCAGGCUGCCCACUGCGACCUCCGACCUCCGACCUCCGACCUCCGUGGAGGACAGGACAGUGAGCUGUCUGAUCUCGGGGACUCGCUGAGCCAUCCCCCCAGGCCCUGGGGGCCUCAGAGACAAUGAAAGACUCCCUGCCUCC
This is a messenger RNA of Echinops telfairi (small Madagascar hedgehog), 1788 nucleotides long. RefSeq names its product protein kinase C substrate 80K-H (gene PRKCSH). Gene Ontology annotation, biological process: N-glycan processing; liver development. The record is from RefSeq and is a predicted model, not a curated record. Lineage: Eukaryota; Metazoa; Chordata; Mammalia; Afrosoricida; Tenrecidae. Gene Ontology annotation, molecular function: calcium ion binding; protein binding. Gene Ontology annotation, cellular component: glucosidase II complex.